CUGUAUAAGGUUACCCCAAACAUUUCAAGUACUUCCGUCAGGUCAUUCAGUGUCCCUUCUUGUACCUUAAGGCUUCAGAGGACACAUUAGCUGUUGCUGAAAAGCUAUUUCACUGUGAUCAGGUUUGGGGAAACUUCGUAUUCAUUUAAAAGGGACUCAUUAUGCCUUUCGAAAUCCUCUGCUGUUUAUUUCCAGAAAACAAUUGCACCGCCUGCCCGGUUAUUCUGAUGCAGCAACUGAGUGAUUAAAGCAACACAGAGACACAUGUGCGCUACUAUAACACCACAUUACAACACCGAACCCUUAAAGACAUCACUUCAACUUCAGAAAUCAAUUAAAUCAGUUCAAAUGUACCUGAAUUUGAAGAGAAAUCACCCCUCUGGUCGUCGAGCAGAGUGGACGAUGCGACUAUCCAAUGCAGCACACGGGGCGCAGGAUGAUGACGUCACGUUGAGCGCUCGACGACAACAAACAUGGAGGAGUAUGCCCGUGAACCCUGUCCCUGGAGGAUUGUGGAUGACUGUGGAGGAGCAUUCACCAUGGGUACAAUUGGAGGAGGGGUGUUCCAGGCCAUCAAGGGCUUUCGUAACGCCCCUGCAGGUGUGGGACACAGACUGAGAGGAAGUGCAAACGCAGUGAGAAUACGAGCUCCACAGAUUGGAGGUAGCUUUGCUGUAUGGGGCGGACUCUUUUCCACAAUCGACUGUGGUUUAGUCCGCCUGAGAGGAAAAGAGGAUCCUUGGAACUCGAUAACGAGCGGUGCACUGACUGGUGCCAUCCUAGCUGCACGAAGUGGGCCGUUAACUAUGGUGGGCUCUGCAAUGAUGGGAGGAAUUUUACUCGCCCUCAUUGAGGGAUUCGGGAUCCUUCUCACUAGAUACACAGCGCAGCAGUUUCAGAACCCUGUUCCUUUUGCAGACGAUCCCAGUCAUCUCCCUCCAAAGGAUGGGGGUCAGCAGCAGCAGCAGCAGCAGCAGGGGGGCAAGGGGCAGUUUCAGUAGAGAGCAGCAGGGACUAAGAUCAGUGGUGGACACAGAGAGAAGGAGGACAUCGGACACUACAGCAGGUAUCAGGGUGAACUGAAGGUGAAGACACUGGUCCCUCCAGCUGUGUCUAGUAUUUGCACAAUGUGAUUAAACCUCAGGGGGAAAUAUGAGUUCAUGUCUUUAAGUAGAAAGGGAUCCCUCUGAUAGAUUUUACUUUUGCACCACUGGGAUCUCAUGCACUAUUCUUUUAAUUUGUCUCCUUAUCCUAAGAACCAGAAAAAUCUGCACAAGUAAGUUUUAUUUUCACAUUCGACCAAAGAGAGAGUUUAGAUUCAGUCUGAUUCAGCACAGACCAAUAAAAAUGACCCAUCUUAUAAGCAGCUGUUCAAGACAUAUCUGCAAACAACUAAAGAUGACUGCAGCUGAUGUGCAGCUUUAAACUAACCACACUGGAGUUUAUGGAAAACCAGUGAUUACAACGCUACAUCGCACAUCUAACUGAUCUUAUUAUUGGAAUGUCUGGAGGCAUUUUGGUCGGGCAUUUUUGAUAACUCCCUGUAGAAAUGACUAUAAAAAAACGAGGUUACUCUGUCAGAACUGAAAGGUUAUGACAGGCUCAACCUUUGAGGUGUGAAAUGUAAACAUUUUUGAUUGUUAAAAUAAUCUAUAUAAUGAAGAAAUAGUUUGAGAUAUAGAGGAAUAUUUUUAUGUACUUGCUAGAUAGACGACAUCCUAAUGUGUUUUUUAAAGAUGCUGCUUCAGUCAGCAGCUCUCUGACUCAGCACAGAGACUGGGAUAAGGGGAAAGAGUAAGCCUAGUUUUGACCAAAGACAACAAGUCUCAUGUUGUUUAAUUUGUGAAAACAAACAACACUUGUAGUUGGAGUUUGAGCUAGACCCUUUUGGCCAGCCAUAGUUACUGACUUUAGUUGUUAUUGCAGAGAGGUGGUGUCUAACUUAUCCUGAAAGUAGAGAGCAGGUAUUUAACAUGUGUUUUCAAAUUGUCACAAUUUAUUUAAAUAUGUAUUUAUUGAAGCCUCUAAAGUGUUUUACAUCUAUGCAAAGACCGAGUAGUGAUGUUUUUUUCCUGAAAUUAUUAUGUCAAGAAUUUUAUUGAAAUGAAUGUUUAGACUCUAUCUGUUACAGGGGCAGCAAUAACAGCGAAUGUUAAACUGAAAGCCCCCAAAAAACCUUAAUCUCCCCUUAGAAUGAAGUUGAGUACUUAUUUUAACACAUAUUUGGUAAAGUUCUGAGUAAACAAUUACUAUGGUUGGGAAAAAAACCAAAUCAAAGCAAAUAUAGAUGACUCUAGAC
This is a messenger RNA of Notolabrus celidotus (New Zealand spotty), 2299 nucleotides long. Its product is annotated as mitochondrial import inner membrane translocase subunit Tim17-B-like. Gene Ontology annotation, molecular function: transmembrane protein transporter activity. The coding region runs from base 474 to 1001 and encodes 175 amino acids. The record is from RefSeq and is a predicted model, not a curated record. Gene Ontology annotation, biological process: protein import into mitochondrial matrix. NCBI's taxonomy places the organism in Eukaryota, Metazoa, Chordata, Actinopteri, Labriformes, Labridae. The transcript is spliced from 6 exons. Gene Ontology annotation, cellular component: mitochondrial inner membrane; TIM23 mitochondrial import inner membrane translocase complex.